Molecule: messenger RNA, 4215 nt
Organism: Drosophila biarmipes
Lineage: Eukaryota; Metazoa; Arthropoda; Insecta; Diptera; Drosophilidae
Exons: 9
Coding region: 1223-4018 (931 amino acids)
Biological process (GO): potassium ion transmembrane transport; stabilization of membrane potential
Cellular component (GO): membrane
Molecular function (GO): potassium ion leak channel activity
Source: RefSeq, a predicted model, not a curated record
GCCAACCAGACGCUUGGCUCCGCAACUGGCAAGCCUCCUGGAACACCUACCGAACCGAAAGCCCAAUAUUUCGACUUAAAUACUGAACUGGCGUAACGGUCUUUUGAAUAAUUGAAGCAGUGCGUGCCGAACUCGAUGCAAAUUGAUUGCUCAUACGCCGCGUGGUACGGCACAAAGGCAAGGAAAAAUGGGAAAAUAGAAAAAUCGGGAAAAGAGGAAAAUAGGAAAAUAGAAAUUGUUGCAUGCUCUCGGGCGGCGCAAUUGUUGAUUGAUAUUUGUUGGUGCAGUGAGUGUGUGUCAGUGCGAUUUGUGUUCGAUUUGUGUGCGAUUCAAAUUCAGAUUCAAAUUCAAAUUCAAAUGCUUUUUGAUUAAAGCCCGCGCGUGAAUAGUUUUCCAUGCAAUCGGAAGAAACGCUUUUGCGGCCCAAGUUCGCUAAUUGCUCAAUAGCAUUGGCAUUGUGCGGGCUCUCGAAUCCUGAGGGUCACUUUGCGUAGUUAAACAAUUGAAUUGCGCUGAAGUAUCCAAGCGAACCGCUCACCGCGAACGCCAAAAGCUCACUGAGCAGCUCUUUUUGCCCCAGAGGCGUCUCUGGGUUCGCAAGCGGAAUAAAAACAAAGAAACUCGAAAACGAAAACAAACCGCGAAAAAACAAAAUAAAGAGUUAGGAGGUGCUUCGGGGAGCUGGCCCAUAGACUUGACACAAGCCAAGGCAGGCAGCGGCGGAGGGGAAUAAACUGGCACAACAACUUUAAAAGUACAAACGGUCGAGAGGAGGAGCCGUCCAUGGAGUGCAUAGACCGGGAACAAUGCUAAAUGCCACGUCAGCAGCAGCAACAUCAGCAGCAGCAGCAGAAGCAGCAGCAGCAACAACAGCAGCGACAGCAGCAACACCACCAACAACAGCGGCAACAUCAUCAGCAAAAACAAGUCAACGACAGCUUAAAACAUAAUACGCUGGCUGAAGGCAACAAGCGGAUAGGAAGACAGUCGACAGACAGCCGGGGCACAAAGAUAUAGGGGCGAUAUAGGGUGGUGUUCUCUACCGUAGACAAAGAACAAAGCCGCAUUGCCAACGAUGAGGAAUCGCUGUUGCAAUUAGUGAGCCAAGGGGUUGGACGGGCCAUGAAUCACGAGCCCUGCUCGCAGCGGAAACGGAAAUGCUCGCUGGAAACGGAAACGGAGCAGCAGCUGGCCACUAAAUGCCAUUGAACACUGAGCGAUCAUGUCCGACGUUGAGCAGGCGAUUAAGGCCAACAAGCAGCAGCAGCAGCCGUCCCAGUUGGACUGCUCCAUCGACGAUGAGACGGACGCCGACGGAGCUCCUGGUUGUGGAUCGGAAGUGGGCGCCAAGACCACCGCCUCGCUGACCGCCAAGCCGCGCAGCGGCCUCCGGCGCUGCUGCGGCCACCUCCUCAAGCUGCUGCUCUCCACGCCCGGCCUGGUGCUCCUGGUCAUCGGCUACUCCGUGCUGGGCGCCCUCAUAUUCCCCAUGCUGGAGGCGCCGCAGGACCUCAGCAAGUCGGCGGCCAUCGCCAAGAGCCGCGAGGACUGCCUGCGCGAGCUCUGGAUCAUCACAGAGAAACUCAACGUUCUGUACGAACGCAACUGGACGAUGCUGGUCCACGAGCAGCUGCGUCGCUUCGAGGGCUCCAUUGUGGCGGCCACGCGCCAGGGAUCUGGAGGAUCCGGAGGAGGGGCAGCAGGCGGAGGCCUCUUCCACGAGGGCAGCGCCAGUGCCCUGGGCCACUUUGGCUACGACGCCGGCGACUCCCAGGGCUGGACAUUCAGCGAGGCGCUGCUCUACUCGGUCACUGUGAUAACGACAAUUGGACACGGCAGCCUGACGCCGCGCACCGCCGCCGGAAAGCUGGCCACCAUCUUCUACGCCCUGGUGGGCGUGCCCCUCAUGCUGAUGUGCCUGUCCAGCCUGGGAGCCCUGCUCGCCGAUGCCCUGCAGUGCACCUACGUGCGCCUCUGCUGCCAGCUGCAGCGGCACCAGGAGAGCAGGAGGAAGUCAUCCGCCGGGUCCUCGAAGGGGCCAACUGCCAGCACAGCGAUGACAACGAAGGCGGCCAAGUCGAGGGAGAAGGACAGGGAAAAGGGCUCCAAGCGACGACUGGCCAAUUGCAAGGGCUGCAAGUACGAUGCGGCCAACAGUGAGACGAGCUUAAAUGACUGCCUGGACUACGGCCAAAAAGGAAAGCUGCCGGCAGACAACAAGGAAGGAGAUGCCUGUCAAUUGUUGCGCAACUUGAAUCCGCAGCAGCACUUUUAUCAGCAGCAGUUGCAGUUGCAGCAGCAACACCAGCAGCAGUUGCAGCAGCCGGAUGUCAUGCUAAUGACAACGACAUCGGGCAGCGCAUUGCUGAAGUACGCACCGCAGCAGCAGCAACAGCAGCUGCAGCAGCAGCAAUUAUCGACAGCAACCCUCCCGCGACAACAUCCUCAGCUGCAACAGCAACAUCACCAGUUGCAGCAGCAACACCAGCAGCAACUGCAACAGAACUUUGUGGCCGUGCCGAGCAGCAUGCUGCGAAUGCCGCUGACAGUGCCGCCGAAUUGUUAUGCACCCGCCACUGCCACGAUUUACUUCCCCUUCGGCACCGCCCCCUCCGCCCCCGGCAGUCCCGCCCACUCGCAGGCCCACCCAGCUUCGAUUGCCAAUGCCAAUCCCAUGGGGAAUACUCCCACGCUGAGUCAACAACAGCCGCUGGUCAAGUAUCACACGAUACAUCUGCAACCCGCUUCCGGGAAGCAUCGCGUGCUGGCUUCUGGACUCCAGGAUGCAGCAGCCGGGAAUCUCGUCACAGGAUCUGAGGCCUCCUCCCUGGAGGCCAUCACUCUGCCGCCGCCGCCGGCCUAUCAGACAGCCAAUGUGCACGCUGUGCGACGGGCCAAGUUCGUGACGAAACCGCUGCCACACGAGAUCAACGCGCUGAUGGACUGCGGAACAGGAUCGCCGGACUUAUCCAGGAGGCAUGAUUUAUUGCCACCCGCCCACUCGGGGUCACCAGCAACAGGCACUGCAGCAGCAGGUCCCUUGGUAACCUACACGGCCGCAGUGACAAGCCCACAACUGUCGGCUGGAAUUCAGGGAGGAGCAGCAGGAGGAGCAACAAUGGUUGCCGGCGGAGGAGGAGGAGCCACCAUGUCCGAUAACAGUUUUAUGGCCGCAGGUGUUUGUGGCAUGGGUGCUGGUGUUGCCCCUCCCCCGGCAACAACAUCAUCGUCCUCGGGGGCAGCCACUGCAGCCGUCUCCUCGGCAGCAGCAACAUUGUCAGCCCUCCUAAGCACCAACUCCUCGGCCACCGUCGACAUCAUGGAGGAUGAGGACGAGCAGGAGCGGGAGCGAUUGAGCAACUGCCCCCAUGGAACGCCGUCGCGGGUGCCGCUGAUAGCGAGUCCUUUGAGCGUGCCGCAAGACGCGGGCGAGAGUGCCGCCCGCACCGCCGCCUACAACCGCCACACGCUGCAGCCGCUGAACCGCAAGACGCUGCUGCUGACGCGCCGCUGCCACAGACACGCCUCCGGGACCCUGUACGAUGCCACGGCCAACAACACGGAGACCUCCGACGACGAGGAGUACAUGCAGCACGGCAGCGAGCAGUUUGUGCUGAAGAAGCUGCGCUACCACUGCGACGCGGAGGACUGCCGCGAGGCGGAGGACUCCGAGGAGGAGGACGAGCAGGCAGAGGGCCGGCAGGUGCCCAUCAGCCUGGUGCUGCUCAUCCUGGCCUGCUACAUCUGCGUGGGCACCGUGAUCUUCGCCCUGUGGGAGAACUGGUCGCUGGUCGACGGAGCCUACUUCUGUUUCGUCACCCUGUCGACCAUCGGCUACGGCGACUUUGUGCCCGCCCGGAGUUUCAAUGGACCGGAACUGCAGCUGUACGCCUGCUGCGCCUAUUUGCUCCUCGGACUCGUGCUCGUGGCCAUGUCCUUCAGCAUCCUGGAGACGCAGCUCAUGUGGAAGUGCAAGCGCAUUGCCGUGCGACUGAAGCUGGCCCGCACGGAUGGCUAAUCCUAAUCCCCCCUCUCGCAACAAUCCGCAUUCUGCAAUCCAAAUGCUUGAAUCUUAGACUAGGCGUAUCGUGUAAUUAACCCAAACUAGCCCAUCUCUGUGUACAUUUGUCAGCCUAGCGAAAUAAUGAGAACUCGUACGUUGUUCGGAAUUCAAGUGAAUUUGUGUAAAUAAACGGAAUUUUUGGAAUUUUCGAA